Messenger RNA from Elgaria multicarinata webbii, 4312 nucleotides. It is a transcript of the gene SEMA4D, whose product is annotated as semaphorin 4D. Gene Ontology annotation, biological process: negative regulation of transcription by RNA polymerase II; ossification involved in bone maturation; semaphorin-plexin signaling pathway. Lineage: Eukaryota; Metazoa; Chordata; Lepidosauria; Squamata; Anguidae. The transcript is spliced from 17 exons. Gene Ontology annotation, cellular component: plasma membrane. The record is from RefSeq and is a predicted model, not a curated record. Gene Ontology annotation, molecular function: chemorepellent activity; semaphorin receptor binding. Bases 643 to 3201 code for a protein of 852 amino acids.
AAACUUGGUCUGGCAUCAACUCCUCCUCCUGCUGCUCUCGCCGCAGCCGCCCUCCUCUCUGUUCCUAUCAGUUGUUGCGCGGCACACAGGGCAAGGCGCCAGCUGAACCUGCUCUUGGAAGGAAGCCCCCACCCCCGAGGAGUUUAAAAGCAAAUAAAUAAAGAAGUUGGUGCGAGGAGUGAGAGGCAGGAAUACAGUAAAUCCCAUCAAGUGUCUUCUGACCUACAUGCACUGAAGAUUUCUGGGCUACAUUGUUGUGCUUCAUUUGCUGCGCCAUAGAGAAAACGCGUAGUUGAUUCCUGAGGAGGAAACCGAACGUUCCAAAUGGUGACAGUUUUAUAUCCCAACCCAACUUAUCAGAAGCAUGUGCUUAAGAAGCAGCAGAAGAGUUGCUGAGGCUGAUUCUGGAAGCCAUUUCUAUUCGCAGCUGUGGCAGAUAUAUGUUUAUUGGAGGAACUGAUCUGUCAGAUAAUAGACAUUUGGAAACUCACUUCCCAGGGAUCUUUAACACAUUCAUUUAAUUUGAGAAUGUCUAUAUUUUUACAAAAUCCAUGUUGCUGAACACAAAAGGCAUUGCUCCCGCCAAAUGAACUUUUGCUGCUAUAGUUACCCAUCUACUUCCAUUUAACAAGGACGCUUAACAUGGCUCUCAUUCUAUAUGGAAUUUUGAGUUUAUUUCUCAGAAGGGCAACAGCAUUUGGUCCAGUGCCCCGGAUCACCUGGGAACACAAAGAAGUUCAUCUAAUACAUUUUCAAGAACCAGAGACAUUUAAUUACUCAACCUUGUUACUAAAUGAAGACGAAGAUGUUUUGUACGUUGGAGCUAGAGAAGUGAUCUUUGCGCUAAAUGCAUCGAACAUUACUGAAAAAAAGCAAGAGGUGUUUUGGAAGGUCACAGAAGAGAAGAAAACUAGAUGUGCAGAAAAGGGCAAAUCCAAACAGACAGAGUGCCUUAACUAUGUUCGUGUCUUACAACAGCUGAAUGAUACUUUACUUUAUGUGUGUGGAACUAAUGCAUUUCAGCCGGUCUGUGAUCAUCUGAAUCUGACAGCGUUUGAACUUGUGGGCAAAAAUGAUGAUGGUAAAGGAAGAUGUCCAUUUGAUCCUGCACAAAGUUAUACAUCAGUUAUGGUUGAUGGGGAACUUUACUCUGGAACGUCUUACAAUUUCUUGGGAAGUGAACCAAUUAUUUCUAGGAACUCGCUGCAAAAUCCAUUACGGACAGAAUAUGCUAUUCCUUGGCUUAAUGAACCAAAUUUCAUUUUUGCUGAUGUAAUAAGAGCUGAUCCAGAUGGUGGCAAUGAAGAUGAUGACAAAGUGUACUUCUUUUUCACUGAAGUGUCCGUGGAAUAUGAAUUUCUCGGAAAGCUGAUGAUUCCAAGGAUAGCUAGAGUUUGUAAGGGGGACCAAGGAGGACAUAGGACUUUACAAAAAAAGUGGACUUCCUAUCUCAAGGCCAGGUUGCUUUGCUCUGUCCCAGAUAAAAAUUUAUUUUUCAAUAUCGUCAAUGAUGUCUUUAUCCUGAAGACGCCGAGCUCAAAGGACACAGUGAUAUAUGGGGUUUUUACUCCACAAUUGAACAAUGUAGGGCUAUCAGCAGUGUGUGCCUACAACAUCUCUACAGUGGAGGACGUUUUCACCAAAGGGAAGUACAUGCAGAGCACUACAGUUGAGCAAUCCCACACAAAAUGGUUGCGAUACAAUGGAGAGAUUCCUAAUCCUCGGCCUGGAGCAUGUAUAAACAAGGAGGCUAAAGCAGAAAAUGUCAAGACUACACUCAACUUACCCGAUAAAACGUUACAAUUUGUCAAAGACCAUCCUCUGAUGGAUGACUCUGUGACCCCAAUAGGAGACAGACCCAGACUGGUAAAGCGUGAUGUGAAGUAUACACAGAUUGUGGUAGACCAAGUCCGAGUGCUGAAUGGUACUUUGUAUGAUGUCAUGUUCAUCAGCACAGAUCGAGGAGCGCUUCACAAGGCUAUCAGCUAUGAUAAUGGGAUGCAUAUUAUUGAAGAAACUCAGCUUUUCCCAAAUUUUGAACCCAUUCAGACUCUGUUGCUUUCUUCCAAAAAGGGCAAGCAGUACCUCUACGCAGGGUCCAAUGCUGGAGUAGUUCAGUGUUCGGUUGCGUUUUGUGACAAGUACAGCACCUGUGUGGACUGUGUCCUGGCAAGAGAUCCAUACUGUGCUUGGAAUCCCCAUAAAUCUUUUUGUGUUAACUUCCAAGAGACUGAGACUGAAAGGGACUGGAUUCAGAAUAUCGGUGGAGAUGCCUCUUCUUGCACUGAUAAAGUAAGAGAGCAUUCUCAGCAGCACACUUUCAAGCACGGGAGCACUGCAGAGCUAAAAUGUUCUCAGAAGUCCAACCUGGCCCAGGUGGUUUGGAAAUUCAAGGACGAUGUGCUAAAGGUGGAAAGCCCCAAGUACCGUCUUCUGGAGAAAACGCUGCUCAUCUUCAAUUUGUCUGAGGGCGACAGUGGCAUUUAUCAAUGCCUGUCAGAAGAAAAAGUGAAGAAUCAGAAGUUCUCACAGGUGUUAGCUAAACAUGUUUUGGAACUGAAAAAAAUCCAACACACCACUCCAAGCCCAAGCCAGCCAGCCAAAGAAGGUAAUGGAGAAGUACCCAAAAUGCCAACGGUAGCUACCCAGGGGUCAGCUGCUGACAUUUCGACAACUCCAAUUGUACCAGUCAUAACCUCCAGGAUAAUAACAAAUCCCCUUGUCCCCAUCCUAAUGAGCACUGUUUCUGACGUUGAACGCUCAAAGUCGCUUCCUGAGGUCCCUGAAAAGACAAUGUUUCUAAAGUCAAAUGAUAAUUGCCUUUUGAUGUUUCUCUUUCUGUUCUUUUUUGUGCUCUUUCUGUGUUUGUUUGCCUACAACUGUUACAAAGGAUUUUUGCCAGACCAAUGUUUAAAGUUCCGCUCUGCUAUGUUACUUGGGAAGAAGAAACCCAAGGCAGAUUUUUCUGAUUGCGAGCAAAGCGUGAAGGAGACACUGGUGGAGCCAGGCAGUCUCCUGACCCAAAGUGGAGAACAUCCAAAGCCAGCACAUGACACGGGCUAUGAGACUGAGGCUGACUAUGGAAACGGUCAUGUUCAACAUGAUGAGGACCAUUCACAGUCUUAUAAAGAAGUCAAGGACAAACCUUUUGACGUUAAGUGUGAACUGAAAUUUGCUGACUCGGAUGCUGAGGGCGAUUAAAGUGGAUAAGCCCACAACUUCCAUAAUGAAAGUAUUGUCAUUCUGAGUUGUUUAUUUUUGAACACAAGAAUUUUAGUUGUGAUAACUUGGCCACAGAAAGGGCUAUGUGUUCUCAAUUUUAUUAGUGACACAUUGUCAUUUCACAGCAGGAUAGAGCAGAGAACAACCUUGCAUUUCUUUCUAAAAACCAUUCUGUUACACAUUUAUGUUUAUGUGUUUGUUUUAUGUUUAUUUUAAAUGGCCAGUUAUGGUUUCACAUCGUGAAUUUCUAAGCUCUUUUUUCCCCAAGAAUGAUUUAACACUUGCACGUACUGACUACUUUAAUUAAUUCCUCUUUUUUGUAGAAGGUAAAAUUAACUCCUGUUGCAGAGCCAUGCCAAAAAAAGGAUUGAAGUAGCUCCAGCCUGCACCUAUUUAACUGCCAUUAAAAAUCUAAUUUCAGUUUAAUUCCAAAUUGGAAAUGAUGUUUAGUUUAUCAGAUUGGUAAAUUAUAGCCUUUUUGUCCAGAUUGGGACAUUUCUUUGCAUCUAGUGAUUUUUAAUGCUUAUUGUAAUGCAUUAGUUAUAUUUUGCCUGAUAGCUUUAGCUGGUGAAAGAAAUGUUGGAUUUUUCCAAAAUUGUUUGUGUACCUUUUUAGAAUAUGAUGUAUAUUGGGACAAAUCUGGCUAGAUUUGCAUAAGGUUCUCAGGGAUAAGCUUUGGUUAAAUGCUUUUUUUCCUCUUUUUUCUUGUUAGAGACGUUGAUAUGGUAAUCAUUUUUAGUGCUUAAUGUUCAUUUCUGGGGUUGUGGGGCACUUAGCUGUAGAAAAGAGAUAUUUUUUAAAAAGUUUGGACACUGCCACAUUAACUGGAUUUUAUGGGUUUAUGUUAAGAUGUUUUAAGAGGAUUGUUGUGGGCAAACAGUAGUCACUGAACCACAUCAAUGUGUAAGGCUUGUGUCUUGUGGAUACAAUGCAAAACUUGGCAAGCAUUUGAUGGACCUCCGAAAAAAGACUGUUGAGGAUGUGAUUCAUUUUUCAACUUUUUACACAGCUGGAAAGCAAUCAGAUCCCCACCCCCAGCAACCUACUUUGCCAAAUAUUUUCACAUACUCUUCACAACAUCAAGCAACAU